AUGUUAAAUAGAUUAUUUGUGAGAAACAUUGGCUUUAGAGUAACGACACUUACUGCUGCUAGCAGUCAUAGUAAUAAGACCUUUCAACCAACAUACUCUUAUUCUACCUCUUCAUCACCACAACAACAAUCUACAACUACCACCAACUAUGCAUCUCAUCAACAACCAUCAUCACAACAAAGUGCAAACAAACAACAACAAGCAUUACUCAACGAAAGAUUCUAUGAUGAGGAAAAGUUUAAAGAUAUCUCAAAGGAACCAUUUGCAAGAGAGAUUACUGAUGUGUUGCUUGGUGAACUUGACAACAAUGACAUUGAGAUCAAACCAGAUGGUAUCAUCUAUCUGCCAGAGAUCAAGUAUCGCAGAAUAUUGAAUCAGGCAUUUGGACCAGGUGGAUGGGCAUUAAAGCCCUUUGGUGGUCCCGUCGUGAUCAGUGGUAGCUUGAUUCGUCCAUACGCUCUGUUUUGCUUGGGUCGUUAUGUGAGCGAGAGUUUUGGAGAACAGCCAUAUGUCGAGGGAGGACAUUUGUCGUUUGCAACGGCCAAUGAAGCUGCCAAGUCCAAUGCCUUGGUACGUUGUUGCAAGGAUCUCGGUAUAGGUAGUUCAUUGUGGGACCCAACAUUUAUUAGAAAUUGGAAGGCUGCCAACGCUGCUGAAAAGUUCUACGUCAAUGUAAAGAGUGGAGAAAAGAGAAAGUUCUGGUCUCUCAAGAAUGGUAAUUCUCCAAUCAAUUAUCCUUGGAAGGAAUCCUCCUCUUCAUCAUACAAUGAUGGUCAACAACAACAACAAACACAACCAAUUCAACAACCACAAUUUGAUUCAUCUGUAUCAUUUGAUGAAGUUAUUCCAUCAAUUUCACAACCAAAGCAACCACAACAAUCAUUCCAAUCGUCAUCGUCAUCAGUAGAUCAUUCCGAAGAAUUAGAUAUUGAUUCACCAGUUCCACCACAACUCAAGAAAUAUGCCGGAAAGACAUGGAGAGAAGUGAUCCAAGAUCCAAAAGGAAUCGAUUACAUCAAGUGGGUUGCCAAUACACUCACAGGAAAGGUCAAACUUCAAACGCAAGCCAUUAUCAAUUUCUUAAAUGAACAACAAAAUCAACAACAAUAA
Cavenderia fasciculata is the source of this 1110-nucleotide messenger RNA. RefSeq lists its product as uncharacterized. The coding region runs from base 1 to 1110 and encodes 369 amino acids. Gene Ontology annotation, cellular component: mitochondrial chromosome; mitochondrial nucleoid. Gene Ontology annotation, biological process: recombinational repair; interstrand cross-link repair. Gene Ontology annotation, molecular function: single-stranded DNA binding. The record is from RefSeq and is a predicted model, not a curated record. Lineage: Eukaryota; Evosea; Eumycetozoa; Acytosteliales; Cavenderiaceae. The transcript has a single exon.